AAUCUUAAUCCACUCAUAAGUAGUGGGCCAAGUCCUCUCCAAACAAAUGCAACGGUUGAUCAUCAGCUCCUAAAACCCCAAGGCCUAAACCCAGGCAGGCACAUCUCAAUCCUCUGAACUGGCUAAACCGCCAAUUCCUCCUUCCAUUUCAUCACCUGCUCACAUAGUUUUACUCAACCCACAAUUUCUUUUCCAUUAGUUUCCAAUCUUGACAUGAAAAUUUGGCAAUCCAAUUGUUGAAAACAUGAUAAAAAGGAGGCCUUUCUAUCGUUCUCUCUACUUCAAACCCAAAAAAAGACCAAUUACUUCAACUUGUGCUGUCCCUUUAGACCCACAACCAAUCUCAAACGACCACACUUCCCUUUGCCAAUCCUUAGUCCAUGACCUUCUUCGCCGCGGUCUUUUAUCCUCUGCCCAGCAAGUUAUUCAGAGAUUCAUUGCCAGCUCUCCUACGGUCCCUGAUGCACUUUCCGCCAUUGAAUUUGCCUCUGCGAGUGGCGUGGACCUUGGCCUUGGAAUUUCUUGCGAGCUCCUUAAGAAACUGGUUGACUUGGGUGAGCCUCUAUCAGCGCAUGAGUUUUAUCGUGAUCAUGUGAUUGCUAGAGGUAUUGAACCGGACUCGAAUAUUGUCAAUUCUAUGAUUAUUUGUUUGGCUAAGUUAGGGAAAUUAGAUGAUGCUGUAAGGCUUUUUGAUAGACUUAUUGGUAGUGAUGAUUGUGUGCUUAGUAAUGCUGCCUGUACCAUGAUUCUUGAAGGGUUUUACGAGCAAGAUAGGUUUUUGGAAGCAUUUGAUUAUUUAGUUAGGAUCAGUGAUGCUAAUGUGAAAUUGGGCAUGUGGUUUUAUAAUGUUUUGAUUAAUGGUUUGUGUCAUCAACGGUAUGUGGGUCAAGCGAUACAAGUGUUUGAUACAAUGUGCAAAAGAACCGGGUUGCCGCCUACUCUGCAUAUGUUUAAGACAUUGUUUUUUGGGCUUUGCGAGGCAGGGUGGUUGGUGGAGGCGGAGUUGAUUUUUGAGGAGAUGGAGGUGCAAGGUUUCUUUGUGGACAAGGUGAUGUAUACCUCGCUAAUGAAUGCUCACAGUAAGAAUAAGAAGAUGAAGAUGGCAAUGAGGGUUUAUUUCAGGAUGCUAAAGAAGGGCUGUGACCCAGAUAUUUGUACUUAUAACACUUUAAUUCAUGGGUUUUUAAACAUGGGCUUGUUUGAUAAAGCAUGGGCAUUGUGGAGCCUGAUGAGUGACUCGGGGAUUCAGCCUAAUGAGGUCACUUAUAAUUUAAUGAUUUGUUAUUAUUGCAAGCAAGGGAAGUUAGAUUGUGCUAAGAUGCUUUUGAAUAGCAUGCUUCACUGCAAUUUGGCUCCCUGUGUGCAUUGUUAUACACCUAUAAUUGCUGCUCUUUAUAAGCAGAAUAGGUGUUUGGAAGUUUAUGAAUUGUGUGAAAGAAUGCUGGAAAGUGGAAUCAUUCCGGACCAUGUUUUCUUUUUUGUACUCAUGAGGAAUGAACCCAAGGGGCUUGAGCUUCAACUCUGUUUGUUGAUGUUGCAGGCAAUUGCCAAGAAUGGAUGUGGGUUGGACCGUUCUUCACUCUCAAUUUCUGAUAAGAUAAAUUCCAGUGCAGGUUUGGAGCAAGAAAUUGAGCUAAUUCUGAGAGAAAUCGCAAGAAUUGACUUGAAUCUAUGUAAUGUGGCUGGCAGCAUCUAUGUUAGUGCCUUGUGUGAGGGAGGAAAGACAGAAGCUGCGUUGGCCUGCUUUAAAAAUGUGGCCAGUGCUGGAUGCAUUCCUUUGCUUUUCACUUUCAACUCUUUGAUCAAACGUCUAUUCCAGGAUGGGCUGUUUGAGGAUGUCAAGUCUCUGAUUGACAUUAUGCAAAAUGAGGGCAUAGUUCCAAACUUGGAGACUUAUCUGAUUAUGGUAAAUGAAUACUGUAAACAAGAGGAUCUAGCAUCGGCUUUUGGUAUUUUGGACCAGAUGAAGGAAAUGGGACCAAAACCUAGUGUCGCUAUCUAUGACUGCAUCAUUGCUUGUCUAAGCCAACAGAGGAGAAUCUCUGAAGCCGAAACUCUUUUCCACAUGAUGCGUAGGGAUGGUUUGGAUCCUGAUGAAGUUGCCUAUAUGACAAUGAUCAAUGCAUAUGCUAGGGAUGGAAGAGGUGCUAAAGCCCUCAAUUUGUUUGAGAAGAUGAUAGAGAAUGCUAUCGAGCCAAGUUCUUAUUCUUACACUGCACUGAUAAGAGGAUUAGUGAAGAGAAAAAUGAGUAUUGAGGGAUGCGUUUAUCUUUAAAAAAUGUUGGGAGAGGGUUUUGUUCCAAAUAUUGUACUGUAUACCUUUGUCAUCAAUCAUUUUCUGAGGACGGGAGAGUUUAAAUAUGCUUUCAUACUGGUUGAUUUGAUGGUUAGAAGCAAGAUUAAAGCUGACCUCAUCUUGCACAUUGCUUGGAUUAGUGGUGUUUGCAGAAAUAUCACUGGCACCAAGAAAAGAUGGUACAUGACAAACAGAAUAUCUAAGAGGGUUAGAGAAUUGCUGUUUAAUUUGCUUCAUCAGAAAGCUUCCUUGCCUGGAGAAGAUGUUUUUACUAUUUCUGCACAUUCUCCUAGGGAAUUAAGACUUAGCAUCGAAGCUCAUGCAGAAUUAAAGGAACAGGGUUUAUGCCCUCCUUUACCUCUACAAUAUCAUUAUAUUUGGAUUUGGUGGGCAAAUAUGAUGCAGGAUGUACACCGUCAAUUUAAGCUGAUGCAAAAGGAGGGUAUACAUCCAUAUGUGACUUUCACAAUUCUCAUUGGUGCACAUGGCAGGGCUGGUGAAAUUGAUCGUGCAAUAGGGUUGUUUAAUAGGAUGAGUGCAGAUAGGUGUACUCCUGAUAGAUGUGCAUACAGCACUUUACUGAAAUCUUUUUCUGAGUCUGGUAGAGAAUAGAUGCUUUAUCUCUUUUACAUACGAUGUGCAAGAGGGGCUUCUUUUGAGCUGGCUUGCUUUUGAAAAGUUACUCCAUUAUUUUUGUGCUACUUACAUAAGCAUUCCUGCCUUCAGAAUAUCUGAAGAAAUGGUUGCUUGCCAUCUUGUGCCUUGCCUGUAUAGAUGGAACUGGCUGCUUUAUAUCUUAUGCGAGGAAAAGAAACUUCACGAAGCUUAUAGGGCAUGUGAUGUGAUGUUUGAGAGAGUAUUUCUGCCUGAUGAGUCAGUAAUGAGGCUGCUAGUGGAAACAUCUGAUGAACAUCCAUUGCUUCUCGUGAACCAAGAAAUUCUGAACAAAUAUGAACUGCCCCCCUUUUCUCAGUAGACCUCGACUUUCACCAAUGUCUCACAAGUCUGCAUAAAGUUUCCUUAUGGCUCUGCUUGCUUUGAUCCACAUUGGUCAGUUUUCAAGUUUCUGUUUGGAGGAGAUCCUAUGGUCUUCUUUGAAGUCAUAGUCUCUUACAGCAGUGCCUGUUCUCUGGGUGUUCACCGACAGGUUUUCUUUCAUCUGUCCUUCUUCCUAUAGAUUCCUUCUCCUCCUUUUCUCUGGGUCGUGCUCUGAGAGGUAGAGUAUUUAUAAAGUUACCUUUUGCUUUUAUCUACCAGAAAUGUGGACGAGUCCUUUUCUGUUUAUGAGUAUUGUUUCUUAUUGAGUUUUAUAAGCAAUACAUGUUUAAUGUUGUGUAUAGGAUAUUUAGGUGAUACUGUUAUUGAACUUGAUUUGGCACCUUUUUAAAUACAUGGUUUAGAGUUUGAGAAAUUUACUUAUCUUGACCUACUAACUGCAGGUUAUUGCGGUCAACUGAAAGAUUCCUGGUUCUCUCAUUGAUGAUAUUACUGCUAAAAGUGUUGAUAUUCAUGUAUUAAAGAACUGGAUAAAGAGCUCCUGAUGACUUGAUCUGGGAUCCGAAAGUGAUGUGUCCCAUGACAAGAUGGUAAUCAUUGGCAGAUUGUCUACUUCCAUCGAAAUGGAAUUUUACAUGCAAGAUUCAAGUAAAAGGGUCGAAUCGAAAGGGUCGAAUCGUGAGCUUCUAUUUUCUGUCUAAUAAUCUCCAAGAGCAUCUGGUGGCUUUCCCUAUUUUAUAAAUAAUUAGGAAAUUGUUAUUUUCUUUUGCACUGCCAUAUGCCCUGAUGGGGAUAUUAUCCUCUGGUUUGGCAACUGGUAUAAUCAAAACCACAUAAUUACUAUCUGUUCUAGGGUUUAAAUUUUCUUCUCAACCAUGAUGGUUUACUGGAUUGAGCCUUAAUGUUAGCAUGGUUUAAUGAGUUCCAGGCAUAUAGGAUCACCUCAAAUCUGGAAACAACCUUGGAAUGCUUGAGAGAGUUCUAUCUAAUGGGAAGGGGCCAGAUGAAUAUACAGAAGUCUUGUACCUUACAGUAUUGUGUGAAACCAUUUAAGUUGAUCCAGGGUGGUUUUGCUGUUCGUGAACUGGAGGUGGCCCAUUAUUUUCAAUGCAGGAUUUGUUUAUGUUAUCUGCUAUAGCAGUCAAUCAGAAGUUUCCUGGCACCCUCUUAUGAAUGCUACUGCUACUACCAAAUGCGUUUACUUGCUAUGGAUCAUUCACAGGGCCAAGUUUAAUAACACUAGAUCAGUAGUGGUGAGUAAAUUGAUUGCAGCCUUUUGGAUUUAUUCAAGUUAGUCAGAGCUGUGAGUGCAGAGCACACUUUGCCAUCAUUUCUUCGUCAUGGCCCUCUCUAUCUUGGUGGAGCCAAAAGUCAAAAGCUGGGGCAUCUAAGUCCAAUGGCAACGAAUUAGGCCAACCAAGUCACUGCAAAGUCAAGCCAUUUUCUGUGUCUCAUCAUAGAGUCCGCAACACUAUUUGUACUUCUGGUUUGUCAACGGGAUGGCCGAAGCUAGCUAUAUGCAUUCACCCCCCACGUUCAUUUAUUUUUAAAGGGCACGGUGAAUAGAUGACUUUGGGGU
Messenger RNA from Populus euphratica (Euphrates poplar), 4871 nucleotides. Its product is annotated as pentatricopeptide repeat-containing protein At5g62370-like. Gene Ontology annotation, molecular function: protein binding. The transcript is spliced from 4 exons. NCBI's taxonomy places the organism in Eukaryota, Viridiplantae, Streptophyta, Magnoliopsida, Malpighiales, Salicaceae. The record is from RefSeq and is a predicted model, not a curated record.